GCCGCGCCUCAGCCAAUGGGCGUUCAGGGGCCGGCAGCGCUGACCAAUCGUCGCCCAGGAGGCGGGCCGGUGGCCAAUGGGGGCGGUCGGCGCGCAGGGGGCGGGUCAGAGGCGCUGCGAGGCGCGCACGGACCAGAGCGCAGCGCCGUCCGCUCCGCGCGCCGGUCCCGCAGCGCCCGCACGGCAAUCAUGAGUGAUCGAAAGGCAGUGAUCAAAAAUGCGGACAUGUCAGAGGAGAUGCAGCAAGACUCGGUGGAAUGUGCAACUCAAGCCUUGGAGAAAUACAACAUCGAGAAGGACAUCGCUGCUCACAUAAAGAAGGAAUUUGACAAGAAAUACAAUCCCACGUGGCACUGCAUCGUGGGCAGGAACUUUGGCAGCUACGUGACUCAUGAGACCAAGCACUUCAUCUACUUCUACCUCGGCCAAGUUGCUAUUCUUCUUUUCAAGUCUGGCUAGAACCAUGGACUGUUACUGAAACUUGCACCUGGGCACAGGACUGCACAGUGAUUCCCACCUUCAGCCUUCCUGGGGAAACACAUCUUGAUCUUCAGGUCUUGUAUUGUAUUGUUGAUGGUCAGGGAUUUUGCUCUAGCAGCUGGUAUUUUCAUUGUGGCUAUAUAGAAAAGCAAAAAUGUCUUCCUUGUAUUUAUUUUCUUUCAAAAGAUGGCUUCUUUGCUAAUAAAACCGUUUAUCCCUUU
Serinus canaria (Common canary) is the source of this 701-nucleotide messenger RNA. RefSeq names its product dynein light chain 1, cytoplasmic. The record is from RefSeq and is a predicted model, not a curated record. Gene Ontology annotation, molecular function: dynein light intermediate chain binding; dynein intermediate chain binding. Gene Ontology annotation, biological process: cilium assembly; microtubule-based process. NCBI's taxonomy places the organism in Eukaryota, Metazoa, Chordata, Aves, Passeriformes, Fringillidae. Gene Ontology annotation, cellular component: cytoplasmic dynein complex.